AUGAAUAUAAAAAAUUUAACACGUAAUUUAUAAAAUUAAGAAAAUAAAAAAAAGUUAUAAUGUUACUAAACGUCGAUUAAACUAACACAGGUUAAUCGCGCAUUAUGUUUAAAAUAUCGACAGCAUAUAAAAACUCACCAGCCAAAAUUUUUUUCGAGGUUCUUGGAAUGCAUCUUUAUUUGUAUUAUUACUAUCAUCGUACAUUUUUUUUAAAUUUUUAGAAAUUCACGUCGAUUUGAAAUACACACAGUUAUUACGAGGUAACCGUUGAACUACUCCUUCUCAAGUAAAACGAUCCAUCACUACAAACUUAGCAAACGCUACAACUCUAAAAUGUUUUCUAUUUAUUUGAAAAUAAUAAUUUCCUUCAUAGCGUCUUUUAUUUUUACGGUAUUAUUUAUAAGGUAGGAAAAUUUUCACUCUGUUUUAAUUAGUAGAGAUGUUGUUUAAUCAUUAAUCCCCCCUACUUUUUAUUUGAAAGUACAUGCAACAUAUAUGUACGUGUAAUCCAUAAACGAAUUUUUUUAAAAUAUAAUUUGUGUUAAAACAUUUUUUUGAUUUGUAAUAUUAUUGAAUGGAAAAACCGAAUAUGCAAACAUAAGUUUCAUCUAUAGAUUUAUAAUAAGAUUAUAAUAUAAAGUCUUUGUUUAAUUACACACAUUCCAAAUGGAAAAGACAGAAACCAUUUCCAAACGUAUAUCUGUUUUGAAUUUGUGCUGCCAUAUUUAAGUUGACAUAUUAUCUAACAUUUUAUAAAUAAUCUCACUAAUAUUUCUAUAUUAAAUUUGAGAUAGACAUAAAAUAUUUCAUUAUUCGAUAAAAAUUAUUUCUUUUAAAAUAUUUAUAUGUGUCUUUAAACACGUGUUGAAUGAAGAGGUUAGUGCAGAUAACUAGUAUAUCUACAAAUUUCUGAUAUAUUUACAUCCACUUUGUAAUUAUAAUCUUUUUCGUUUAAUUUUCGUUUAGGAAAAAGAAAGAACUACAAAAAGAAUGCCAUUCUAAGAAACAAAUUAUGGAUAAAAAGAAUAUACAAACUGCUCAGUGUAUGAUCCCAUACACGGAACGUAAUGCAUCUGGUCGCAAUUGGGAAAUAUUUAAAAAUUUAAAAUUUAAUUCAUUACCACUGAAUUCAGAGAUUACUAGCAAAGAGAAUAUUAAAAAGAAAAUAUCUCCACGUCAAAAAUCAAGGAAAAAACAUCAUUCAUCUGUAUCGAAUAUGGAUCAUAUAAUACAUCAUAUAUCACAUAAUGAAGAAAUAGUUUAUGAUGAAAAUAAAAAGAAGCUAACAAAACAGAUAGCGAUAGAUUGUGAAAUGGUUGGCAUAAAGGAUGGCAUUCAAAGCAUGUUAGCUAGAGUAUCCAUUGUGAACCGGCAUGGUUUUUGUGUUUACGACAAAUAUGUGAAACCUAGAGAACCUGUUCAAGAUUACAGAACUAAAGUUAGUGGUAUUAGACCUCAUGAUCUUCAAAAUGGAGAAGAGUUUGAAAUUGUUCAAAAAGAAGUAGCAGAAAUUUUAAAGGGUCGCAUUUUAGUUGGUCAUGCAUUGAAACAUGAUUUUGAUGUAUUGUAUCUUUCUCAUCCAAGAAAAUAUCUACGAGAUACUUCUACAUUUGAAACUUUUAGACAAAUAUCCAAAGGAAAAACUCCUAGUUUAAAAAAACUUGCACUUGAAUUAUUGGGUAAAGAAAUACAAACAGGAGAACAUAAUUCAAUUGAAGAUGCAAUUGCUGCAAUGCAGUUAUAUGUGCUAUAUAAAAAUAAAUGGGAAUCUGAAUUUUAUUCCAAACGAUAAUAUAGAUAAUAUCACUGUGUGAAGAAUCUGCAAAUCAUAUGUACAUAGUAUACACCUAAUGAACAUUUAUUUAAAAAUUUAUCUUUUAAAUACAAAAUUAUAAGAAAUACAGAAAUAUGUUUAUUGUAUAUAAUAAUUGUAUAACUUAAUUAUAUAUCUGACACAUGAAUUUUUUUUUCGAGUUCAUAAGUUUUGAAUCUAUUUUUUGAAUCUUGAAUAUAUUUCUUUUAUCAUACAUAUAUAUGUCUCAUUCGAAUAUCAAUAGAUAAAUAAAAUGUUAUCAGAAUGUAUAAAAAAAUUAUGUUAAAAAUUUUAAAAUAUAUUUCUCUUAUAAUAGAUUUUACAUGACUAUGAUAUUUUUAAACAUUUGCAAUAAGAACGAAAAAUUAUAAUUUUUAUUAUUGUUUCUUAUAAUAUUUCUAUUGAUAGGAAACUUUACUUUCUAUACUAUGUAAAAUGUCUCAUUUGUUUUUAUAUAUUUUUAAUCACUAAUCAAGAUAUUAACGAGAUAAAGCAGGCCCGUAGUUCUGUGGCGGCAAAAUACUGUAAAUGCAUUCUCGAUAGAUCUUUUGUUUUUUAUUUGAAUAAAAACCAUUCUCAUAUCUUUUAUAAAGUAUUUUUAUUUCAGAAAUGUCCGCAGAAUCUGACAUGUAGUCAGUAUGCUGUACUAAUACGUGCUGCAUAA
Messenger RNA from Heterotrigona itama, 2477 nucleotides. Lineage: Eukaryota; Metazoa; Arthropoda; Insecta; Hymenoptera; Apidae. The record is from the annotation of a GenBank genome assembly.